This is a messenger RNA of Urocitellus parryii (Arctic ground squirrel), 1674 nucleotides long. RefSeq names its product nucleoporin 62 C-terminal like (gene Nup62cl). Gene Ontology annotation, biological process: RNA export from nucleus; protein import into nucleus. Gene Ontology annotation, molecular function: phospholipid binding; structural constituent of nuclear pore. Gene Ontology annotation, cellular component: nuclear pore; nuclear pore central transport channel. NCBI's taxonomy places the organism in Eukaryota, Metazoa, Chordata, Mammalia, Rodentia, Sciuridae. The record is from RefSeq and is a predicted model, not a curated record.
UUAAGCCUCAGUAGCGGUUAGCGUCUCUUCAGCCAGAGAGUCGUUCGUUUCCGGCUCGCGUAGGUCUGGGUCUGCCUCUGGUGGCUACACAGCCUCGGAGGCCAACCCGUUUACUUUACGGACGGGACAGAAAGCAGCGACUGCUACUACGGUGCUGGUGAUUGAACCCAAGGCCUCACUUAUACUAAGCAUGGAUUCUACCAGUUUGACUCUACCAUCUACUACUGUCACCACUACUGCUAAUUCAAGCACCAUGCUGUUUACUUCAGUAUCAAAUGCUUUUACAUCUACAGCAGCCUCAGAGCUCUCAUCUACAACUUCAACAACUACCACCACCACUGUUACCACCAAUACUACUACCACAAUUACUAGUGGCUUUAACCUGAAUCUAAGACCACUGACAUCCCCUGGGAUUAAUAACACUGAUCCAGUCAGUGUUUCUUCUGUACCUCUUACUUCAACUGUCAAUUCAAUAGUAACUCCAGUGAUGACAUAUGGUCAGUUGGAUGGUCUGAUAAACAAGUGGAGUCUUGAGCUAGAGGAUCAAGAAAAGUAUUUUCUUCGUCAGGCCACUCGAGUCAAUGCUUGGGACUGCACAUUGAUAGAGAAUGCUGAGGAGAUUUCUAUUUUACAUGGAGAAGUGGAAAAAGUGAAACUGGAUCAGAAAAGAUUGGAGCAAGAAUUAGAUUUUAUCCUGUCACAGCAGAGGGAACUAGAAGAUCUUUUGACUCCUUUAGAGAAGACUGUGAAGGACCAAAGCGAGUCUGUUUAUCUGCAGCAUGAAGAUAAAGAAUAUGAGAGGAUUUACAAAUUAGCAGAAACUAUAGAUGCUCAGCUGAAACGAAUGUCCCAAGAUCUCAAGGACAUUACUGGUCACCUGAAUACAUUUGGAAAUCCUGCUGCCACUACUGAUCGGCUCCAGCACAUCUGCAAAAUUCUGAAUGCUCAUCUGGACUCUCUGCAGUGGAUUAAUCAGAAUUCAGGAAUGAUGCAAAAGAAGGUGGAAGAGAUAACAAAGAUUUUUGAGGAUUUUCAAAGCAAGGAGCAGGAACGCAAUGUGAAGAUUACCUUUGACUAAAGGCCAUGUCGUUAGCAUACUGAUUUUGGAUUGUUUCCUAUAAAUUUUGAUGAUGUUGACGUGUUUACAGUUACUACUUAUCUUUCAUUGCAAUAAAAUGUGCAUGCUCUUUAUCUGAAUACUCUGAUAUGAAGAAUUAUACUAUAGUAUUCUCAGAAUUAAAUAAAACUUAUAUUAUCUCCCUUAUACAGGCAGCAACCUGUUAGAUAUUGAUUCUGUAUGUGUAAUACAUACCUUAUUCUCCUAGAAUUCACAUACUUCCGCCAAUGCACAUCUUCCUUCUCUCUCCAACUAAAAUGUGGAGAGAGAUCUGCCCAAAAGUACAUGUCAACCAAUCUUUAGUGUGUGCUUGUUAGAUUCAGCAUAAAGUGUGAUAUACUGUAUAGUCUUUCUGUUCAAUGGAACUUAAUGUCUAGUUUGAGAUAAGAUUAGUUUCUAUCUGUGUAAAAUGAAUGUAGACAAUACAAGGAAGUAUGUUAUGCAUUAUAAAUGUAUGUUAUUGAAAUUCAUAGGAGGGCCAGGUGUAUGGUGGCUUAUGCCUAUAAUCCCAGUGACUCAGGAGGCUGAGGCAAAAGGCUCCUAAGUUGCCCUGGCAA